AUGGAACGUGAAUCAUAUAAGAAAAAAAAUAAAAGACGGUCAAGAUCAAGGUCUCCAAGAAGUCGCAUGUCGAAGGAUAGUGGAUGUCGUUCGAAAAACCGGGCGCCCUCCCGCUCUCCAAGCAGAUCAUCUUCAACAGACAAAGAUAAGAGUAUCAUGAGAUAUAAAGAAGAAAAAAGAAAAAUGAAAGAAUUACUGAAAGCAGUGGAGACUCCUGAAGAGAAAAGAGCCAGAAGGCUUGCAAAAAAGGAGGCAAAAGAAAGAAAAAGAAAGGCUGAAAUGGGAUGGGAUGAGGAGGACUUGGGGUACACUAAUACAAAUAACCCAUUUGGAGAUCACAACUUGAGGGAAACCUUCACAUGGCAUAAAAAAAAUGAAUCGGUUGGAAUAAAUGACAAAGAUGAGCAAGAGCGAUUUCAAAAAAGAAAACAAGAUGAAAUGAGGGUUGAAUUACAAAAGGUGAAGCAAAGAAGAAUGGAAAGGGAAAGGGAAAAGGCAGCAAGAGAUGAGGAAAUGACAAUGAUGCAAAGAGAAAAAGAAGCAGAAAUGUUUGAAGUUUGGGAAGAGCAAGAGAGUGAAUUUCAUUUGCAACAAGCAAGAAAAAGAUCAAAAAUAAGAAUCAAAGAUGGAAGGGCAAAACCAAUUGAUUUAUUGGCUGAGUAUGUCAAUCCAGAAGAGGAAGAUUUUGAGCUACAAAUGAAUGAGCCAUAUAGUGUCCUUGUGGGAUUGAGUAUUGAGGAUCUCGAGGAUUUACUAGAAGAUAUCAAAGUUUAUAAACAACUGGAGCAAGGACACAAUGCAGAAUUUUGGAAGGACAUGACUGUAGUUGCAAAAGAUGAGCUUGAAAAACUCAAAGCAAAACGCCAAGAAGGAGAUCUUCGUAAUCAAAGAGAGGUGAUAAACACAGCAGUCAGAGCAGAUGUUACAAGCAUAUUUAAAGGCAAAACUCAUGGACAAUUAGUGGCAAUGCAAAAGCAAAUCAAAGAAAAAAUCAGUGCUGGUGGUCCAAUUGAUAUUGGCUACUGGGAAUCAUUAUUACAACAAUUGAAGGCUUUCAUUGCAAGAGCUCAAUUAAAAGAGAGACACCAGCAGAAGUUAAGAGAAAAGUUAGCAGAACUAAAGAAACAGAGUGUAAAUGAGUCUGAUUCUGAUUCUGAACCUUCAUACAAACAUGAAUCAUCCCCAAGAGAUAGUCCUGGGCCAAGUAGGCAGCAGGAAGCCUCUCCAGCAGAAAGAAAAGAUUUGCCAACAGAGGAACCAAAUGAAGACAAAGAAAAAGAAGUGGAAGGAAACGAAAAAGAAGUGGAAGGAAAAGAAAAAGAAGUGGAAGGAAAAGAUGGAAAACCAAAUGUUACACAAAGAUCUGAAGAGGAAAUGGCUGUAGAAGCAUACCAAACAUAUGAAGCAGGAUCUUACAGUCCACGCUUAAUACCAUUUCAAGAUGUGGAAGAGACUAAGUGGAUUGAUCAUGAUGAUGAUUUGCACAGACUGGGCUACCUUAGAAUGCAGGUGCAGUCUGGGUCAACCGUUGAUGAGGAAGAAACAUCAGACAAAGUUUAUUCAUCAGAGGCAACUAAAAUCCUAGGAGAAGGAGAAGAGGCCUUUAAUGUCCCAUUCAACCUGAACAAAAAGACUUACACAUGGACUGACAAAUAUAGGCCAAGAAAACCAAGAUUCUUCAACAGAGUUCAUACGGGCUAUGAAUGGAAUAAAUAUAACCAAACACAUUAUGAUAGUGACAAUCCACCUCCAAAAAUUGUUCAAGGAUACAAGUUUAAUAUCUUCUAUCCUGACUUGAUUGAAAAAACAGUAGCUCCUGAAUAUAGUUUGACACCAAUAAAGGAGGAUCCAGAUUUUGCUAUUCUCAAAUUUUCUGGUGGCCCACCAUAUGAAGAUAUUGCUUUCAAAGUUGUUAACAGAGAAUGGGAACUUGCUCAUAGACAUGGAUUUCGAUGUCAGUUUCAGAACAAUGUGUUUCAACUUUGGUUUCACUUCAAGAGAUAUCGUUAUAGAAGAUAGAAUUUCUUUUGAUUAUUUGCAUUGUAUCACUUUGGUAUUCUGUUUUAUAUAAAUCAUUAACUCUCUGAUGAUAUAGAACCCACUGUAUUUUUGGUUCUUUCCUGUAUGAUUUUUUUCAAAGUUCAGAAAAUUAAACUUUAAAAUAACUU
Molecule: messenger RNA, 2168 nt
Organism: Rhopilema esculentum
Lineage: Eukaryota; Metazoa; Cnidaria; Scyphozoa; Rhizostomeae; Rhizostomatidae
Product: splicing factor Cactin
Biological process (GO): mRNA cis splicing, via spliceosome
Cellular component (GO): cytoplasm; spliceosomal complex
Molecular function (GO): protein binding
Source: RefSeq, a predicted model, not a curated record